Messenger RNA from Chironomus riparius, 3719 nucleotides. The record is from the annotation of a GenBank genome assembly. Lineage: Eukaryota; Metazoa; Arthropoda; Insecta; Diptera; Chironomidae.
AAAAGAACUAGUAGAGUUUUGGACAGCAUCAAGUUCGAAUUUUCGAAAAUAACAAAUCUUACCUUAAUUAAGUGUUUUUGUUGUAGUUGAUGAGUAAUAAUAACCAUAGAAAGCAACAUAGAAUGAUAAUAACUUAGUUAAACAACUUAUAAGCAUGUUCGAAAUUAAAACAAAUUUCGAACUCAAAAUUAACGGUUUUUUAAAAUUCAAAUUAAUCUUCGAAAGCAUUCGAAACUUGUAAUAUCCUUAAAUGAUGUCAUGCCUUUUUACAUCCCCUCCUAAUACUUUCAAAAAGUUGCGAAACCUGCCAACACCACCCAAAUACACAAGUUCUGUCAAGAAUCUUAGAACCCCAUCAAAAAUUGACGUCAUUUGCAAAUGAACCCCAAAAAGCCAAUGAAAAAAGUCUUCAAAGGAAGAAAAAUUUUGUUAAAUUAAAUUAUCUGUAUUUUGUGUGUAAAAAAUCAAUUUGUGUCGAUUAUUGUCCUUUCUAUGGACAAUAUUCAUUCAAUAUUGCAUUAAUUAAAUCGAGUGCAUGUGAUAAAUGUGGAAAUAUUGAGUAUUGAAAAAAAAUUAUUAAUAAAAAAAAUUUGUGACGAAAAAAGAAGAAUUUUGCGAAAGAAAAUAUCCAAUAAAGUGAAAAGUGAUUAAUAAAUAAAAGGAUAUCCUACUCGAAAGUCAGUGAUUUAAAAGGAUUCAGUCCUUUACUCUAUUCGUACCAGUGAAAAUAAUAAAUAAAUUAAUUAAUACAAGAUGUCUAUGGCUGGACAAACAAUUAACGAUCGCUUAUUAGCAGCAAAACAUUCACUCGCUGGUCAAGGAUUGGCUAAAUCAGUUUGUAAAGCAACGACCGAAGAAUUGAUAGGACCUAAGAAGAAGCAUUUAGAUUACUUAGUCCAUUGUACAAAUGAGCCAAAUGUCUCAAUUCCUAGCCUUGCAAAUCUCUUGGUAGAAAGAUCACAAAAUGCUAAUUGGGUUGUGGUAUAUAAAUCACUCAUCACAACACAUCACGUGCUUGCUUAUGGAAAUGAAAGAUUCAUUCAAUAUUUAGCAUCAAGUAACUCAUCAUUCAACUUGAGUAAUUUCCUUGAUAAAAGUGGAGUGCAAGGUGCUGUGGGAGCACGUGUUGGCUACGAUAUGUCGCCAUUCAUAAGACGCUAUGCGAAAUAUUUGAACGAGAAAUCACUUUCUUAUCGUGCAAAUGCUUUCGAUUUUUGUAAAAUUAAACGUGGAAAGGAAGAAGGAUCGCUUCGCACAAUGAAUACUGAUAAGCUAUUAAAGACACUUCCAAUACUUCAGCAACAGCUUGAUGCUCUUCUGGAAUUUGAUUGUACGGCAAAUGAUUUGACAAAUGGUGUCAUUAAUAUGUGCUUCAUGCUCCUAUUCCGUGAUUUGAUUCGCUUAUUUGCUUGCUAUAAUGAUGCCAUUAUCAAUUUAUUGGAGAAAUACUUCGAUAUGAAUAAGAAGCAGUGUCGUGAUGCAUUGGACUUGUAUAAGAAAUUUUUGACUCGCAUGGACCGAGUUGGAGAGUUUUUGAAAGUCGCCGAGAACAUUGGCAUUGACAAAGGUGAUAUUCCGGAUUUAACAAAAGCACCAAGUUCAUUAUUAGAUGCACUUGAGCAACAUUUAAAUACACUUGAAGGAAAGAAGACUUCAUCUGCCGCAAAUACGCCAACGCAGACAGCAAGCAAUCAGAAAAACGUAAAGAGCGGUGUUUCUGCCCUAUCUUCUACUAGCUCAUCGUUUGGAACAGCUGCUGCAUCGGCUAAGUUUGAACAGCAUACAAAUGGCAUUGAUGAGGGUAUGAAAGCUCAAGCUUUGGCUGAGGAAGAAGCUGCGAUGAAUCAAUACAAGCAGUCAAAAGUUGGUUCACCGACAGCUACAAAUCCUUUCUUAGCAUCUCCGCCAGCAUCAUCAGGAAAUAUUGUUGACUUAUUUGGACCGGCUGACGGAGCUGCAGCACAACCAGCACAGCAAUCAAAUGCAUUAGAUGAUUUAUUGCAAUUAGGAAAUCCAUUUGCUGAAAUGUUUGGUGCACCAGCCCAACCACAGCAACAACAGCCCGUACCAAAUCAGUGGAUGAGCAAUGGAUUUAAUGGACUAUCGACACAAACUGUUCCUUCAUCACAAACACAAAAUCAUUCGACUGCAUUUGUUAGCGAAAGUAAUUUCUCCUCAGUUUUUGGAAAUAGUGAGCCAAUUGCUCAACCCAAUUACUAUUCGCAAAAUUAUUAUUAUACGCAAGCAGCUGGACAGGACGAAAAUCCAUUUUUAGCAGACGUCAGUGCACAAGAUCCAUUAGCAGGCUUUGAUCCAUUGGGAGACGUACUAAAACCGGCAUCGACUGGUGGACAAUCUACGACUGGCUUUAUUCAAGCUACACAUCAACCAAUAAUUCCAGGUGCAGCACAGCAGCAGCAACAACAACCCGGAAAAGUGCUUACGGGUGAUCUAGACAGUUCGCUUGCGUCAUUAGCAGAGAAUUUGACGAUUAAUAAAAGCGCAACAUCAUCAAUGAAAGGUGUGCAAUGGAACUCACCGAAGAAUCAGGCAAAGCCACAGAACUGGUCACCACAACCAAUGGCAGCAACAACCGGCGCAAACUAUAGACCAAUGGCUAAAGGCAUGACUGUAACUCCUGCACCAAGCACAAUUCACAUGUAUACCCACAACAUACCUUUAGCGUAUUUUCCUCCGAUGCAGCAGCAAAUGGCACCUCAAAUUCGUCCAGGAAUGCCAAUGGCAGCGCCUGGAAUGCCAAUGAUGCAACAACAAAUGCCAAUGGCAGGUCAACCAAUUCCACAGCAGCCCAUUCUCACUCAACAAAUGCCACAAGCUCAGCCAGCAAAUUCAAAUAUUCAACUAGAUCCAUUCGGUGCAUAAACGACAUCACUCAAAACUGAUGAGAAAAUCAUAAAAAAUAGAGAAAAUAAGAUAUAAAAAAGAAUUAUAUUAAUAAUAAUGAUAAUAUAGAGUCAUAUAUACAUAUAUAUUGAAAAAGGAACGAGAGAAACGCAUCAAUGGUAACUCAAAGAGUUUGUCCAUCAGAAUCGUGAUUUUUUUUUGUUGACAAAAAUUUCGUUGAAACUUUAAACUAUUCAGUUUGAACGAGAAAAAAAGUACCAUUUUCUGCAAGAAAUAAUUUUUAUUUACAUCAUAAAGAACCGGAAACAUUCAUUUUGUGACAUCUUACAUCCAAUUAUCAUGUGAUUGAUAAUUGAUAUAGAUCCAGUAAGUGGACUCGAAUGAAGAGGAUGAAGUUUGCAGAUAGACAUUUAAUAAUGAUAUAUAUAUUUAUAGUCCAAAAACAUGAGAAAACUUAUUUAUCUUUGCAAGACACAACACAACACACAUUUAGCGCAUUACUAUGAAUAUUAUCAAACUUCUAUAUUCCUGUUAUCUAUUUGCAUCUAGAAAAUCUAUUGUGAGACAAGAGAAAAAAAAACAUUUAAUGAAUGAUGAAUUAUUAUUAUUAUUAUACAAUAUAUUAUAAAUAUAUUUUUUUUGGCGAAUGAUUAUAAAUAAUAAAAAAAUGUUUAGACAAAAAUCGUUUGUGUGGGAAAAGAAGGAAGCAAGAAAUGGGAAAUUUGUUAUUAUAUUUGAUCGGUGAAUGAGAGAUUGAUUGUCAUGAUUCCUAUAAUUCAUUCAAAAUUGCAACGAAUUCAAGAUUCUAAGACAAUAUUUAUGAACUUUCACUGCGAUUUCUUAAAAGGUUAACA